GGCAAUCCAGCAAUAAAAAGAGCGUGACACGAGAAGAAAAUUCAAAACGUGUCUGAGAAGCACUUGACGACGACAGCUGAUAGCCACGAGGAAUUCUGUAUAGGCUCUUUCGAGUUUAAAUUUUCACACCCUUUAUAGGAUCACAAAAAGAGAAUCAAGCUCUAUGAAAAUGAGAAUGUCACGACUCCAGCAUUUGACAGUUUUCUCCGUUGCUGCCAUUCAUCUUCUCCUGUUCUCCAUCUGCCCGGUCAGCAGCCGCAUUUAUCGAACGAACGAUGCCGUCGUCAUUGAAGUUGACGGUGUGGGACCCAGCAAUUUUGCAAGUCGCAACUUUGGAAAUCUUGCACCAGUCCCGAUGACGUAUGCAGUUAAUCCGUACAUUGGCCUCUCUUCCCAGCCAUACCCCAACUUUCCGUUAUGGCCUUAUCCGCUCUACAAGCCGGCCAGCAGCUUCUCUGAUGUUGAAAACGUUACAGCAACUUCAUCUGAUUCUAAGCAGCAGAAAAUUGCCUGUGGUGUCGGACCUGCUUCACCACCGCAACGUUCCUUCCCAGAUGUCAGGAUUGUCGGUGGAUCGGAAGCCACCCCGAAUUCUUGGCCGUUUGUCGUGGGUCUGAGGAAAGCAGGAUCUACCGGUGUGUUUUGCGGAGGAUCAAUCAUUUCCCCGACGAGAAUCCUUACAGCGGCUCAUUGCGUGAACGAAUUAUCGGCGUUCGACAUUUCGACAAUGACUGUGAGUCUUGGCAUGCACGUCCAGGGAAUUCUCCCAGACACGUACGCCGAUGCACAGAUGACGAGGAGAGUUAGUCGCGUUGUCUACCACAAUGCUUUCAAUACAAAUACAAUGGUCAAUAACAUUGCCGUCUUGACGGUAACCCCUGACUUGAUUUACUCAGCUGCCAUUUCGCCCGUUUGUUUGCCACCAUUUAAUAACGCCGCCAAUCAAUUCGUCGGUAAAGAUGCGGCCAUCAUGGGAUGGGGAACUUUAGCAUCGGGUGGAGAAGCGUCCAAUACUCUGCAACAGGCAACUGUCAAAGUUAUUUCCAACGCUGCCUGUAAUAUUCCAUAUGAAAAUAAUCUCAGUCCCCAACACUUCUGUGCAGCAGCUGAUGGAAAAGACGCAUGCAAAAACGACGGCGGUGGGCCAGCUGUCGUUCGAAACCCAAACGGAUCUUGGAAACAGGCCGGCAUUGUCAGCUUUGGAUUCGGCUGUGCAGAUCCAAAAUAUCCUGGAGUUUACGCCAGUGUGGCUUUUUUCAGGAACUGGAUUAACACCUACAUGAAAAACUAAAACGCCAUGCACUUUGGUCGAGACUUUGGUAUACCAGCUAAUACUUCCGAAGCUCAGGCGACACGGAUAUGUACUGCGGUAUCUAUAUUCUAUGAUCAUUUUGAAAGUUGAAACCCAGAUUAAAAAGACUAAAUUGAUUCUCAUCACUUUUGUGUCGGAAAGUUGACGGAUAAUUUGUGUUCUUAAAUAAAUUAUAUGACCUUGAUAAUUUUGUUAUUCAAUGGCUGUUCCGUUAGUCCUUUUUACUUAUAAACUUUAAAAAAAGUUUUUUCUUCCAAUUUCUUCCUCAAAAAAAUAAACUCAUACAAUCCAA
Daphnia pulex (common water flea) is the source of this 1604-nucleotide messenger RNA. RefSeq names its product trypsin alpha-like. NCBI's taxonomy places the organism in Eukaryota, Metazoa, Arthropoda, Branchiopoda, Diplostraca, Daphniidae. Gene Ontology annotation, molecular function: serine-type endopeptidase activity. The record is from RefSeq and is a predicted model, not a curated record. The transcript is spliced from 9 exons. Bases 164 to 1291 code for a protein of 375 amino acids. Gene Ontology annotation, biological process: proteolysis.